This is a messenger RNA of Pocillopora meandrina, 18661 nucleotides long. The record is from the annotation of a GenBank genome assembly. Lineage: Eukaryota; Metazoa; Cnidaria; Anthozoa; Scleractinia; Pocilloporidae.
CUUCAGCCAAAACACAACAUGGCGGCUAGGAAACAUUGACAGAGAAACUCGGAAGUCUGGAUAAUGCUCGCAGAUGGGAUUUAUAGUUCGUCCCUCGCUCCUGGUUAAAAGAUGGAACUAUUCCAAGCUCAGGACAACUUCAUCAUUCUAAAUGGACCUGAUAGUUUGUGGUGUAACAGGCUUGACGGCCGCCUUCAGCCACGCUUUGGUAAGGCCUCGUUUUGUCUGUCGACCGGUGUUUGGGCGAAACCUUUCCAUGAUCGAUUGUUACUCGGUGUACCAAAUACAAAAGUAAUGUGAGUUUUAUUUACCACAGGAGUUGAUUUGGGUGAGGCCUGGUCAUUGAAAUGCCGUGGAAUUGUGUAUGGGGUCAUUGGCAAAAUACAAUUUUUCCCAGGUAAAUCUUUCAUAAGGAUUAAGCUAUAUUCAUGUACAGCGCAUCCAUAUGCGUGUGGAGAAAAUUAGUUCAACUUUUUAAAAUUUCAUUAACUUUACUUUUAAGAUACGGCUAAUACUAAUAUUUCACCGGUUUUUUGUUGUUUCUUGUGUCGAUCUUGGACGAUCUACUAGUGAUAAGGUGGAGCAAGCAUUUAGUACAAAUUACCGGUUGGAUUGAAAUUGCCGGUAAAAUAUUUUCCGGCCUAAAAAGCUUACAUCAUAUAUUUUUACAUCAAAAUUUUUCUUUAUCGUUAUUUUAAUUAUUAUUGUUUCAGCGCUACAAUGAUUUAUUUACCUUAAUGCAACUUUGCUGAAGUAGACAACUCCAGAAGGAGUUAUGCUAAAUAGUAGUUUUUUUUUUCUGCUCACAAUCAAUUUGUUAGGAAGCUCAUUGAUCAUCACAGAAGACUAACAAAGCGUAGUGUUUAUUUACAAACGGUUUUUGGAAAUUCUAUUAAGAUGAACACAUAUAAUUCGAUAUUUAGUCGAAUUCUCUGCUUUUUCAAGUGUGUAGGAAAUCGAAGUUGUUUGGUUUCUGAAAUGAUUCCAUAUUUAUGAACUGCAAAUCGAGAACUUGUUGGGAUGCCAUUCGAUUCGUGAUUCAAAUAAUAAUUCGCCAUCUAUUCGUGCAUUUACUUUUUCCGGCGUUUGCACUCAAAGUAUUUUGUGAGGUUUUCUUCAGAAGAUUGUGAAAAUGCUUUCUUUGAUCAUUAUUUCUGUCAAACGAGGCUUGAUUGUUUUUUUUUUAUUUUUAAGCCUAGAUGUGAGCUGCACGCAUAUGUUCUGUUACACCGGAAUUUCCAGACGCCAGAUGUUGAUUUUUAUUUUACGCAAAGGCUAACACGAACGAAUAAAAUCGUAAAGUCUUAUUAGAUUCAGCAGCUUUCAAUUUUAUUCCAUUUGCUGAACAUUGACUUUUCUUUAUGUUUGAAAUUUUUUUAUAAAACAUCCAGAAAUUUACUAGAUUUAGUCGAAUUACAUAAUAUGUUAUUUUCUGGGAAAAGUACUGGUACAUUUCAAUGAAGAUUGUUGUGUGACCGAUUAUCAUUUGAUUUUUAUAUGUUUGGUCAUCCUUUCCUUAUUGAUUGUGAAACAUUCACAAAAAACACAUAUCUUAAUAUUACAUCGAAAUUCAAAGCAUAUAAAAUAUAAAUGAAUGGAAUGUACCCAGUUUAUCUAUGUGUCUCACUCCUCAACCACCACUAAUAAUUUUUUUUUUGGCAAUUCACACUGAGCAUGUCAGACUUUUAAUGAUGUGUUUCUUAGUACUUACCUGAUGGGAAUUUCUCUUUUAUUUCUUGACAUGCGAACUCUAAAAAUUACAGACUUUGGAUUGUUAAAGGUUUCAUUAGCACACAUGACUACAUCUUCAUGGAUUAGAUGAGGCAUAAUUAAUUAAUUUCUGUCAUUACCUUGGUUAUCUUUGUUUUCUCUUUUCUUUAUUUUCCUCCCUUUUUGUGCAGUGCAUUUGAAAUAUUUAAAUUAUCUAAUGGUGGUUACAGAGUGCUGAACUCCGUUUGAUGCGAUAACCUAUAAAAUCCACCAUAUAUAAUUAAUAUCGCCACCUAAAAUCCCUCAGGUGACUUGAAAAUUUAUCAAGUCACUUCAUGCUUUUAACAUCAGGAGAAUAGGCUUGAGUAAGUGAGAUCUCCUGCAUCUGAUGCCGACUUAACCAUUUUGGUUGUUCACUGGAGUCCUUUCACAUCUAUCUAACAUGACAAUGAAAUCAUGGGCUUGAAAAUGUUUCUAUUCCCUGGAACACACUCUUUCACGUGUACUGUUCACUGUCAUUUGCACAUCAAUGUUUUAUGGUGAGAUAUUUUUCCUGAUGCCAGUAAUUGUAUCUGUACUAUACUAUGCUUCUAUACCGCAUCAUUUUUUCCUUGUGCAAUUUGGUAAAUACAGCAUUUAACCUUUUAAUGCCCAAGAUCUCAUUGGUGAUUCUCCUUACUGUCUGCCAUACAAUUCUUAUGAUGCUAGUUCUGAGAAUUUGGUACUGGAUCAACUAGAAAAUCCUCAAACUUAUAUUUUUUUUAUUCUCAUUAUCUGUCUGAUUGAUAUUGAUAUUGAUUGAUAUUGUUGCAUAUUAACUCCACCCACGCUCCUUUAAAUCGUGACGAUGGCGGUUUGCUUCCUGACGCCAAUUUACACCUCGUCAGAAAAAAGGCCGCUAAUUAGUGAUCAUAUAAAAGGACCUCUUGUUGCAGUGUUUAGAUCACCCCUGAUGUGGCACUAGACAGGAGUGUUGAAACGUUGGGUCUAUGAAUCGUAACUUCUUUGGUUACAUUCAUUAAAUCUGCAAACCAGAGUAGCAUCAAACUAUGUCUGAUAUUGUUCUGAUAUUGUAAGGAGAAAUUCUGUUUUGGUCACUCAUGGGAGUUAAAGGGUUAAACCCUAAGACUUCAUGCUCAAAACUGUUUCCAGUACUGUGUCAUUACCAUGUUCUCAAAAUUAAAGAAAGAAUAUUAAGUUUCCAAUUAAUGUAUUCAGCCUUAUUGAUCAAAAUUCAAGUUAAAUGUGUUUAUCUUGCUUUGAUGGUCUUUAAGCAUGGAAUAUUGAAUGACUGUUUGCCAUGAGAUUUGAAAUCCUAGGACUCAGCAUUGAAUUUACUGUGCUGUGACUUUAGCAGGAUGUUGAUAUCAUUAACUAUGUUUACUUUGGACUGAGUAUUUCAUUUUGUGGUUUUGCAAUUACACACUUGUACAUACAUGUACAUGUCCCCAGUGCUGCAAGUCACUUGAAACUGCGAGGCUGUUUUGGAUUAAGGGUCUGUUGUUGUCAUUUUUCUCCUCUUUAACCCUUUAACUCCCAUGAGUGACCAAGAAAGAAUUUCUCCUUACAAUAUCAAUACAAUAUCAACCAGAUAAGUGAUAAGAAUAAAGAAAAAUAUCAAUGUUGGGAUAAUUAGUUGAUCCAAUACUAAAUUCUCUGAACUAACAUUAUAGGAAUUAUACCAUUGACAGUGAGGAGAAUUACAAAUUUGAUCUGGGAGUGAGAGGGUUAAAGUUAGUAAAUUAAAUCUUAACAGUGAGCAAUAAGAUGCUCUAUAUACUGUUUUAGAAGGCUAGUACUAAAGAUUUAAUGAAACCCUGUUUUAUUUGCCUUUUGCUGGGGUUUUACUUAUAAGUACAUUUUCCUUUUCAUCAGCUAUGUGCUGUGUCAAUAAUUUAUUGUCAUUUCUUUUACAUUUGUUACCAGUUGAAUAUGCAAUGUCAAUCAGUUUGUUGUGGUGGGGUUGAAGUUGGUUGAAUUCGUUGAACAAUUAUAAAUUCAUAAUAAUUAUGCUAGAUUGAUAUUUUAAAGAGUUUUUUUAACCCUUUAACUCCCAAGAUCUGCUUAUUAAUUCUCAGCUCUAGCUACAACACAGUCAUUUCCUUUUGAAUAAGUUACAAGAAUUUGGUGUUCAAUCAAGAUAACAACUUCUACCUGAUACAUUUGAAUAUUCUCAUUACCAAUUUGCUGGAUAGUACAUGGAUAUUGUAGGGAGAAGUUAUUUGUUAAUCACAUCUGGGAGUUAAAGGGUUAAGUGCACUGACUUUAAACUACACAAGAAAAAUGUAACAUCUCACCCUGAUUACUGUCGAGAGAGUUGAAAUUCUUAAAUGUUCUGCUAAUACAUGUACACCUGUAUUUCAAGCUCUAAUUUACAUUGAAUAUGGUAUUUCAUACAAAUGGCUGAUAUUCUGCAGUUGAUAUUUCAACUUGUAAUCCCUGGAAACAGGUUGCAAGGAUAAUAUCUGAUUGUCAUAAAGUUUUUCCUUUCAAGUUUGCAUAUUUACUAUUGAAGAGAGAUACAAAAGCACGUACUACCAACAACCAUAUUGCAGGCUGGUCAGCUUCUUGUCCAAAUUGAAUUUGAAACCAGUUACAUAUUGAUGUGACAUAAUUUUUUGGUGAUUUAUGCAGAAUGUUGGUUAAACAUUGGGGUAGUAUUGGAUAAAUUUUAUUUGCUCUUAAUUUCUUGCCUUCUGCAUGUCUUUUUUCUUAGUAUCUGCCCUAAUUAAUCUGUUUUAUUUCAUGGCAUCAGGUGCUGAUUGGAGACUGAUAGUGAUAUCAAAGCAAACACAUGUUGGUAACUUACCAGGGGGUCAUGAAGUUUACAGAAUUGACAGGAUCGCAGCACUGACGUUAUCUUCCAGUGAAUCACCAGAAUUUGAUCUUGAUGUAAGCACUACAGCAUAUAAAUUUUUCAAUACAUAGUGUUCAUGUUUAAAAAAUAUUGAAGGUGGUUGUGUUCAUUUCAGUGACUCUGUAUCAUUUUGUUUUGGAUUGGUUCAUGUACCAUUGGGUGCUCUCCACUGACAAUUUUCAAGUAUUUGAGAUUCUUGUACUGUAGUACAUGUAUGUUCAGGGAGAUAGAUGGCCAUUACUCUUAUUAAUUUAUUUAUUCAUUUAACCCUUAAAUCCCUAGCAGUGAUUAGUAUCCAAGUUCUCCUCACAAUAUCACCCUUGAAUGAAACAUUAAGGUUCAUGAGUAUAAGUGAAACGAUCUCUGUCUAAAAUACCUCUUAAUUGAUUAAUAGAUUCUUCUUGUCAACAACUAAGGAAAUGUUUAGAAAACAGUUUGGAGACUUGAACCUUUAACCUGUAAAAAUGACUUGUAUCUAAUUUCUCCUUACAAAUUAUAUCACCACUGAAUCAUGCAUUGUCAUGAGAAUAAAGGAAAUGAUCAUCAACCAAAGAAACUCUUGAUUGUUAGACAAAUUCUCCUUGUCAGUUCCUUAGUAAAUAUAGAGAGAACAGUAUGGAGAAUAUGAAUUCCGAUGUUAGGGUGUGAAGGAUUAAUAUUGGUUGACCUCGCUUUUUAAUGGUACAAAAAUAAAGGAUGUGUUCAACUGAAAAAUGUUUUGGUAAAAGUGUACAUUAGUAAAAUUAUCAUACAUCUGUGCAUUUAUAAAAGACUGCAAUUGCAGAAUUGUAAAUUUUACUGUGAUGCUUGGCAAGAUAAUAACUACCCCUAAAUGACAAACAAAAAACAAAAAAACAAGCAAACAGACAGACAUCUUUAAUAAAAUGAUUGAAUAUUGCCAGUCAAUUAGCAACUACAUGUACUUUGUAUUCUCAAGCUUUAGUUGGUAAAGUUUCAUGUUGAUUUUUGUACAUUAUGUUUGUGUAAUCUUGCUUCUUGCACAUUAUGUAAGUACAUUAAGGAAUCUUUUAUUUAUUACAGUUCUUUAUUCUAUGUUAUUGUAGCCUUGUGAACAACAUCAAAGUGGUGGCCGGGCGCGGAAAAUAAUAGGUGUUGGAGGAGGACUGGCAGGAACAGAAAAAGGACUGGGACAAACAUGGAACAAACUGAAAACUGCAGCUUCAACUUUGAAAGAAAAGGUAAAAAGGCUGUGUGGUCAAAUGUUUUUUCAAAGUUAACAAAAAAAUGAAUAAAUGCAUUUAGAUUAUAACAGGUCUGGUAAAUAAAUGAAGAAAAGAAUAUACAUGUACUGUAUUUUCUGUAUUCCUUCAUUUAAAAGCCUUUUUAGGAAAAUUUUUGCAUUCUUUUAGGAGCAUCCAAUAAUCAUAUUCUAGACAAAAAGAAUUUGACUGAAUUUUCUUUUAAAGCUUUCAGAUCUGAAAUCAGAUAGCACCCUUUAACUCCCAGAUCAAAAUUUUAAUUCUCCUUAGUGUCAGCCAUACAAUCCUUACAAUAUUAGCUCCGGGAAUUUAGUAUUGGAUCAACUACACCGUAAUUAUCCUCAAAUUUAUAUUUUCUUUAUUCUCAUCACUUAUCUGGUUGAUAUUUUACUGAUAUUGUAAGGAGAAAUUCUGUCUUGGUCACUCUUGAGGGUUAAAGGGGUAAUCUUGUUUUAACAACUCAGCUAAGGUGUUUAUAGGCUCUCACGCUGGCUUAGUCACAUGAUUUGAUGAAGUAUGAUGUGAGCUGUACAGUGCAUUUCAAUUUUUUUUUUCUGUUUGGGUGUAAAUAUUUUUCAUUCUUAAUUAUUUUUUUUUAUCUCUGUGUGCUUAAGGGUUUGAUAUAAAAUUUAAAAAAAUAUAUGCUAGGCAAAAAGAAAUAAAACUCACAAUGAUGUGAAAAAUUUAAAAAAUGAAACAAUUUGAGCCUGACUCGUAACAUACAUGUACAGUACAAUUGUAACCUAAGAUAGACUUUUCACUUAUAGAUAACUCAAUACAUGAACAUGUGCAUAUUUCUUAUGAUUAGUUGUCUGUCAAAUUUUAUUUACAGAACAUCAAAGACAGGGACUUGAAAGACAAAGAGAAGUUAGAAAGAAGAUUUGUUGAGGUAAGCAAUUGUUGUGAGGAGUCAUUAUUAGGUUAUUCUCCAAUUGUAUAUGCAUUCAGUUGCUGCUGAAAUAAAAGUGCAUAAUAAACUGAAUAUCUUUUAAAAGAACAACUAACAAAUUAAAACAAAAAGCAGAGCAAAGUACAGCAUAGCUGACAAAGUGAUAGACUUGACAAUGGAAUGAUAGUUGAAAAAAAAUUAAUGUGCAAACUUGUGAAGUGUGAAGUGCAGUUAAGUUUUGCUGGUACAUCUUAGAAACAACACGUGGGACAGACAACAUUAAUGAUUAUAUUAUAUUUAUUUGGAUUACACUGCAUUGUAUACAAUAGUUACACAAUGAUGCAUUAUUUUUAACUCAAACCAUGCAUAGCAAAAUUCUUGAAUGUGGCUGGUCAUCAGCAGCCAAAUUUGGGUGCCAACGGGAUAGUGAGUGUAUUAAAGCUAGCCUUAAGGACAGUGCAGUGUCUAAGAGUUUUGAGUAUAUUUUCUUGACAAGCAAAAGUGAUUGGUGGCGAUAAGUUUAAUUUGUGGGUUUGAUGUGUUGAUCAACUGGUUACAUGACUUUCUGUUAUCAAAUUCUGUCUGCAAUCACUCACCUGGUAAACAAAAUUGAUUCUUGCUUCUUGGUUAUCCAAUUUUGUCUAUCACUGGUUGUCAGAAGGGGUUAUGAACAAGGGUUAAAAUACUGAUGUGUGCUUAAAUACGUGGAGGCACUUUAAAGAAUAAUAUGUAACAUUGUAGACAUACUUUCCCUCGGGUAUCUUUUAUUGAGUUUGCUUUUGUUAAGAUAAAAUUGUUUUUCAUCAUUAUUAGGGUCAGUUUGGUCCUUUUUUUUUUUCCUUUCUUGUCAAAUUAGUUGGGUGAACAAUUGGCGUGGUGCGGCUGUACAAUUUAAUGCACUCCACUUGGUUUCAUGGAAAUUUUUACACAGUGUUGCUGUUACAUGUCAAUUAAAUGAAAUAAUUUUCUUGUCGUCCAGGAGCUGCAGAAGAUGUUCAAUGACUCUGACUCCUUCUUUUACUCACCAACUGGGGACCUGACCAACACCUUACAGAGACAGUUCAGUGGAAAGUACAAUGCGGCUGAUCCAGUUUGGAAGAGGGUAAGCAAUGUACACUCCUGUACAUGCACCCCUAUACGUGCUAAAUUUAUAAAUGGAUUGGUUAUAACUGCAAAACAUGGUGUUCUUUGAGCAUGUACAUAUCAGAGAAUUCUGGUGCUGCUACAGUACCUGAAGUUCUCAGACUAAAUGUUGAUGGCAUGACCUGCAGUUUAUAUUUGAUUCACACAAGGUGCAGUUAACAGUGUGUGGCUCAUUCUUUAGAUACAGUACACCAUUCUCUUGCUUUUAUCUCUCAUCCUGAAUGCAAAUUGUGUGGACCAUUUUUCUCAAGUAGGAGGCCAGUUUUUUUGGCCCUCUGCCUCAUUUUUACCUAUACUCCAUGUACACUCAUCAAUGUUUUCAUGUAAGUGCAUGAAGAAAGCUCUUUUUGAAUUGAUUGAUAAUGAAUAAACAGCAUAAGUUUAGUGUAUUCCUAAACUGUAAAGUCCUUAGCUGAGUGACUGCAUCCAUUACAUUUGUUUAAUUUUGCUAUCAUUAGUGAUUUUUAUAUGGGAGAUGAUUUUUUUGUAUCUUUUUUUUUUUUUAAUGUAUAUUUUGUUAAUAUUCAGUUUGACAAGAGGUUUUUCUGGAACCACUUUAUGGUAAAAGAACUUUUGACCAGUGAGGUGAGUAACAGUGUGUAGAGGCAAUGUAGUUUGUUUUACCUAUUUUGUAUUUAUUUAUUCAUUUAUUUAUUUGUUUUAUGGCACAUGUGUGGUAUAACUAUUAUGUUUGCUAUAUCUCAGACAUUCAUUCUUGAUUGGGCAUGCAUCAGUGAGACAGAAGCCUUUGUUGUACAUCUCUAAUAAGCCACACUGCUCUCAGGGCUGCCAUCAUAACUAAAAGCUGUGUUUAUCUUUUGAAUUACACAUCCAUCUUUGCAUAACUGAUUACAGUAUUCUUAGUGCAUCUAUUGAUGAUGAGAGAAACUUGAGAUAAGGUCUGUAGUGAAGGCGUUAUUCACUGACGUCGGCUUUUCACUGAUGGAAUGUUCUUCUCUUUUUGUACAGGAUCCUCUUGCCAGUAAGUGGGCGACCCCAAUAAUCCAAGGCUACUGUAAGAUAGAGCACUGUAUAAACACCUUCCAAGAUGAGGAUGCUGAUGAAAAUGACGAGAAGAAAACAGCGCCUUUCCCGCCAGAGGAGUUCCAGCUGGUACUGAUAUCCAGGAGGAGUAUUCAUCGAGCUGGUAAGGUCUUGUAUGCAUAGCUAUGUUAGCUGUGAGCAGCAUACACAUAUCAGUAACAUAUCAAUAUCACAUUAGCAUGUACAUGUAUGUACACCUUUGUGCAUUUGAGAUGUGCACGCUGUUACACUCCAAAGAGAAUGAUUCGUCUUGUUGUUUGUUGUGAGACAAGAGUCUCGUCUCAAGAGACAAGUGUCGUGUCGUUAUGACUAGAUGACAACAAUUUACCUCGUGAGAAUCACCGAGGUCACCAGUUUCAAUUUACGUGUUCCUUUAAAUGUAUCUCCUCGUUUACCUCUGAAAAAUCAUUUUACGAAGGGGAGGCUAGAGUCCGACUCCGCAAUAUAAAAAAAAAAACCCCAAAGACUCGACUCCGAAAAAGCAACAACAAGAGUACACAAAGUGUUAAUCUCCGUUGCCAAGAUUAAAGACUGUGGACGUGAUUGGCUUGAGUCAAACUUCAAUAAUUUCCCAAAGUGGUUAUUAAUCAUUUUUGUGCAAAAGUAUUAAGUAAAGUUAGAUGAUAUACCUGGUAAAUAUGAAACACAUAUAUUAGAACACUGUCCAACUGCCAUGUUCCCGGCAUUAAUUUUGAACAUGUAAUUUAAGUGUGUUAACCCUUUCCUAAUGAUAAAAGACGAAAUUCUCAAGACUGGGCGAUUAGUAAUGUGUCAGCUUUGAAACUCUUUACGAUGACCAAUUUACGUUAUCAACUCAGUUGAUGAUACUAAAUUACCCUGUGUCGUUAUUAGCUCAGUUUACGAUUCUAAAUUACCCUGUAUCAGUUGGGAGAAUUAACCUCAGAUCUUGUAAGUGGAAGAGUUCUAUCACUUAGUGAUUUAAGGUGGAACCAAAGCAAUCCCAGAGUACUUCCGACAGUCAAGUGAAAAUUGCUUUGAGUGCAAACCACUUUUGUCACUGAUUCUACUUCUGCGCUUUUUUUUCGUUCCAGGGACUCGUUACAGGAGACGUGGUGUGGAUGAUAAUGGAGAUGUUGCAAAUUUUGUCGAAACAGAACAGGUUUGAGAAUUAUACGCUUAUCGGCCCGUCACGUUGUCCAACUGUGUCGAUUACAUAGCUUUGUCAAAUGUAUAUUUUCUAGCUCUUCACAGUCUUAGAAUGUUAUUGUUUUUUUUUUUUCUUUUUUUUUUUUUUUUCUGACGUAGCGUUUUUGUUCUACAGAUAAUUUGCACUUCAACCCACAAUGUAUCAUUUGCACAAGUGAGGGGCUCUGUACCCGUGUACUGGAGUCAACCGGGUUACAAAUACCGACCACCACCAAGACUAGACAGAGGUAAACAGGAGAAACUUAUGGUGUUGAAUCGCAAAGACACUCGAGACGGGCAUGUACACGCGUAGAAUUGGAAAAAAAAAUUAUGAAGUUAUUUUCGUCAGGGUGCAGUCACUUCCGGUGUCAAUUGAAACGCUUCGGGUGUACACUUGUAGUCUUCAUAGAAUAAUGAGGUGAACUAAUCGUAGCAGAGUGUAGUGCUUCUAACGAGACUUCCAUCAUUUAUCCGGUUUCGAGCAGGGAUAUGUUUCAAGUAAAGAAAAACCUUUAAAACGGGACUGUUUUUCGCUGUGUUGUUAAAAUGUUUCCAAAUCGGCGUUUUGGUGGCAAAAUUGUUCCCACAAGUGAUUGAAAUAAAAAUGUCUCGACUCUACUUGGGACUCGUGUGAAAAUUUUAAUUUAUUAUUUGACUUCUUAAGGGACAUUACAAUAAAACGUCAACUACUCUCUCUUUAUUGAAACCUUUUUAGGCGGCCUCUUCGAUUAAAAUUUGUACACAACACCAUGCCCUGACCAUAGCUGUCAACACAGUAGUCUUUUGUUUCGUUUUUUCGUUUGUUUAAUAUAUGGACAUCCUUCUACCACGCAGAUGAAGUGGAGACUCAGUUCGCCUUUAGAAAGCAUUUUGAUCAUCAAUUGGAACUUUAUAAGAGUGUGGUAAGUAGAGCUUUGUAUCUCAACAACAAUUUUCUGGUUCACUUUUAAACAGACCGAAACACUUUAGAUGACCUCUUAUUUGGUCCGUAGCCUGUGGAACAGGUGUCGUUCUCUAUUUCGCAUUUCCCCGACAAUCAAAGGCAAGCGAAAGCUCAAAGAAAGUAGUCUUGUCUUGCCCCUCUCGCUUGCCUGGCCAUGGUCUCCGCUAACCUAAAUAACAUAGAAAAGAAAGCGACGCCUCGUAUGCUGCAUGUGUUUUGUAUUGCUUGUGAGUUAUCGUGCUGUUAUCAAUUAUGUGCUAUUUCCUAUCAGGCGGUUAUAAAUUUAGUGGAUCAAUCAGGAAGGGAAAAGGUAAGAGAGAGUGAUUGUAAAUCACGCUUUGAUUAAAUGAAUAGGUACUUACUCUGAUAAACAUAUUAAAUUGUUGAAUUGAAGAAUAAAUAACUCGUACUGAAGAAAAAAUUAUGAAUUGCAGAGGAAUUAGAUUCCGCCCAGUUUUAAAUUAAGUGAAAUCCUCUGAAGAAGGGCUAACGCUCAAACCGUCAGCUUUAGAAACUCUCUACGGUGGCUAAUUUACAUUAUCAACUCAAUUGUUAAAACCGAAUUAUCUUGUAAUACACCCACAGAAGCGGCACAACAGUUUCUUUCGACAUUUACUGCUUUUUUCCAUUUGAAGACAAAUAAUAUGUUGUUUGUACUUAGUAAAAGAAGCCCUUAAUUUAUUUUUUCUGUGUCACACGUUAUUGCGAGAGGUUUGCUGUGUAACUUAAAUUAUCUCAAUGCUUUCACCAGAUAAUAAGUGAUGUCUUCAUGGACAACAUCUUCGCCUACAACAGUCCUUUCCUCACCUACAUUACUUUUGAUUUUCAUGAGUAUUGGUAAGUUAUUUUGCACUUAAUUCCUUCAUUUCUUUUGUAAAGAACAAAAUUUCCUCACGGGGAAAGAUACUCCAGAAAUCAGAUGACUCUUACUCCCGUCUCAACAAGGUGAUAACUAGAGUUUACUGCCAAGGGCGUUCCGAACUAUCCUUCAAGAUUCGUGCCACAGUGAUGAUUGAAUUUGACAAAAAUUCUGUUGAAGUUAACUUAAAAUGCCUUUCUGCUUUUUAUCGCAGUCGUGGGAUGAAAUUUGAGAACGUGUCAGUUUUGGUGGAGAGCAUUCUAGAAGUUAUCAAGGAAGUGAGAUACUGCUGGUAUGGCAAACGGUUUUUUCAUAACGUCUUCAUUAAUUCUCGAAGAAUUUUAAGCUUUUUUCAUAGUUGAUAUAUGAGUGCUCCUGUGCCCAGUUGGAACACUAUGUAUACCGAGGCAAAUUCACUUACAAGAAUGUUGAUUAAUAUAUUAGAAAAUCUCUAUUGGUGGAAGGCAAAUCAGGGGGCCAUAAAUUUUGCGACGCGCAGUAGAAGGGUUUUUCUUGGAGUGUUCGAGACACAGAUCCAAUUGAGUGGCAGAAAGUCCAAGACCUUCAUAUUUCAAACCCGAUGCCAUUAACCAAGCGGACAUACUUGAAUUAAUCUGGGAUCUCGAGGCCUGUGGUUGAAUUUCAGUUAUAUACACGAUGGCCCUAGUGUACUUAGGGAGAAGAAGAAACCCAUGCAAGUCCAUUUCUGUCGUUGUGUGUCUUGGGCCAAUAGUAAACAGGGAAUGAUAAAGUAACUUACUGGUGAAAAACCGAAGAAGUAUCUUUACCGUUCCUCUCUCCGCCCAUGCACGUUGAAUUGAUGUCAUUAUUGACAAAUUUAUCUGUUUACUUCGGGUAAAAGCAGUUUAUUUCCUCCAUGGUAUGUUUUUUGAAGAUUCUUUGCUCUUGUUUGGAAGGACUGAUGAUAAGGGAAUCAUCUGUGACCAGAGAGGUGUGUUUCGUGUCAACUGUAUGGAUUGUCUCGACCGGACGAAUGUUGUGCAAGCAGCUCUAGCACGGUAUAUAAUGGAACAACAGGUAAGUGGUAAAACAGGUGUACAGGUGUGGCUAGAUUUAGUACUUUGGAAAUGGCUGGUGUUGUAAAAUAAAGGAAACGCUAGCCUCUAGGAAACGAGAUUGUUAAGAGAUGUGGGGUAACCUAUUCUAACUGAACAAUAAUACUUCUUUUCUUCGUUCAAUAAUAAUUCAAUUCCUUCCUUUCCAAUAAUACUUCGUUCCUUCCUUCUUCCCUCCUUUCCUCAGUCCUCUUGGUCCUUCGUUUCUUCGUUCCUCGUCUCUCCCCCUUGGUUCGUCCGUCUGUUACCUGUCUGUCCGUUCAUGUAUCCGUUCGCCCGUCAUCUUGUCUCUUCACCCUUUCGGACGUUACCCCGUCCCUCUGUCCCUCAGUCCCUUUGUCGUUGUUUGUUCAUUUUUUCGUUCUUCCGUUUGUUUGUUGGCCUGUUCGGCCGUUUGUAGUGAACAUAUUUCUUUUCAACUCAGCUGAAAAAGUUGGGCAAACAGCUUCCAGACCAAAUCCUUCCCUCUUCUAUAAGGACGGCUUUUCAGGAGAUGUGGGCCAGUAAUGGAGAUGCAAUCAGUCGACAAUACGCUGGCACUGCGGCAAUGAAGGUAUACUGUUUGUUUUUGUUUGUUUGAUUGUUUGCUUGUUUUUUGCUUUUAUUGGUACAACCGGCAAAAACCGUUCUUGUUGGGGAAGACACAAGAUGCAUGUUUUGCACGCCAAAAAUUAAGAAAUACAAACCAAAUACGAAUGAGUAAGGAAGAAUGGAGAACAUGAAAUUGCAACUGAUUGGAUAUGCCACACUUAAAGGGCCGCUUAUUUACGCGGGGUCUCACCCAAACCGCGGUUUUACGCAAACAGUGGGCAUCAGGGAUUCUCCAUAAGACGGUUGAUAUAAUUAAAUACAAGUCCUUACACAAUUCGCUUUAAUAAAUCUUCAGACCAAAGAUUCGGCUAAAUUGAAGAUGGCUUGGGACAGGGUUUUGUGAAACAACGGCUAUACUUAGUUUGAAUAGUUAACCUUUAAAAGGUUUAUAUCAACAAGCCACGACCAUUGAAGCUCCCUUAACUAUGGUGCAGAGUAAGGACACCCCAUCUUUUUUUCCAUACCUCUAGGGAGACUUCACAAGGACAGGCGAGAGAAGGUUUACUGGUGUAAUGAAAGAUGGAUACAACUCUGCCAACAGGUUUGCUUAACUAGAUUAUUAUAUAUAUCGUUAGCUUACAAUAUGACUGGAAGGAAUGAUCGGGUUUGCGCAAUUUUUAGUGUACUUACAGAAUUGCGAUUCAAAUGUGUCUGUUUUUCCCUUUAGAUACUACCUGAACAGAUUUAAGGCUGCUUAUAGGCAGACCUUAAUUGGUACGUAUUGUAACUCACUCAUCAAUAUUUAGAGAGCAUCCAUAACUCAUAACAGCAUCCAAAGGGACAUCGUGUUACGCUGUCAUGACAUCUGCUUUCUUGUGGAGUCUAGAUUGUUUAUGGGAGUUCCUCUUGCAGAGUUAAUGUUAAAAGUAGGUGGAAAACUGAUCAACACUUGCCAGCAUGGAUUAAAAAAGUUAUGUUUCUUCUCGAUCUCCGCCGAGGAGCGCUGGCAUGUUUUGAGUUUAGAGCUGAGUACUUGUAGAAUUAAAAUUCCGCCUUUUCCUUUAUAUUAACUUUUUUUUUUUAAUUUUAUAAAUCAUUUUUUUAUUCUAAUCCUCAUUUAGAUGUAAUGCUUGGAAACCCAGUCACAGAGGACAUAGCAGCUUUGAUAGCGGCCAUGAACAAAGGACCUGAGGAAGAGCAGUGGACAAUGGAGAGAGAGGAGUGUGUUGCACAGCUGAUACAGCACUGUAACCAGUUACUUCUGACUGAUGAAGAGGAGUGUAUAUCUGGUUGGGCGUUAGUUGAUCCCUUCAACAGGUGAAUGGCAAACUACGGUGACUGAUAAAAGCGUCGACCCUGGAGCAAUUUUGAUUUGAGACUCGAAAAUAAUCGUGGAUUGUGUUCGGUUUUGAGGUGCCUCGUUGUGUACUUGAUGUAAAAAUUUGGACCACUUUCUUUAAAACGCAAAUGUAAAGGUAAAGCUUAUCCAGACUUGGUCACUCGGUUUGUUUGUCUGUUUGUUUGUUUUUGCCUCUUCUUUCUCCUUUUCAUCCUCUAGCUGACAACAUGUCUAUUCUCAUCACCAUUUACAGCUAAGCUGCUUGUCAGUCAGUCUCUCUUGUUAGUAAUAGGAGUUUACAUAAAUAUAUAUAUAUAUGGAAAAUGUUUGUCUAUUUAACUCUUUUUUAAGAUUUUUGAGCAAACUAAGUAUUCCCUUUUUGUCGGUUUUAGCACGGAUAGUGAAGUCACGCAAGAUCAGGACGUCGUUCUUUUACUUACUUGCCACGCCUAUUACGUUGCUAGGUAAGCGCAGUUUUUGCUGUUCGAUUGAUUGUCUUAGAGGAAUGACACGUUCUGAAGGAAGUAAUUCUUCAUUUAUCUUUUUUUCAAUUUGCAGCUAUGACGAUGAAGCCGAGAGAAUAACCCAGUAUGAACGGAUUGUCCUUGAAGACUUAGAAAAGAUCGAGAUUGGUGAGGAAUUUACCCAUUCGCGAACUUACAAUCGGCGACAAAAUUUGUGACACAUUAACCUUUUUCCACUCCCUAUUACUUCCUUUUUCAUCUCUGUUUUCCUUGGUAAGGUAGCCUAUUCACCCCCUCCCCCUCAAAAAUUUGGUGUCUUCUGUCAUCUUUUAGCUUCAAACAGGAAACGUUAAAUGAGGGAAGAGGUUCAUGUCGACUAUUUUGAGCUUGGUACAAACAGUACUCUUAUUUGACACAUAAAGCAAUUGUUUAAAGACAAUGUAUCUGUGUAUGCUAAGAUCACUCUAAAGCUAAAGAUUUUAAGCUAACGUUACAUAAAGUUAAGUACCGAUAAGAACAUCUGAGAACCCUUGCCUCGUGGGCGCUGCUCCGCAACACCUGCCUGAAAAAGUACCAUGACUGUCAUAAAUGUAAGACCAGAAUUUUCUUUACAUCAGAGGGGCUUCCGCUUUAGGCUUUGUUCAUCUUAUAAAAUUACGCUUCACGGCCACUCCGUUAGCUUACAAUCAUUAUUUUAUAGGGUUCGAGGCAGCUGUCAAGUCUAAACACCUUUUCAUUCGAAUACAUCGGCGGCAUCAGGGUACUUCAGGUUACUUUCAUACUCUUCGGACCAUACAGCACCGUACGGCGGAAGACGCCAGAAGUAAGUGAGGUGUUUAAAAUGUAGAAAACAUGGAUUUCUACUUUGCUGUCGCAUUUAAAGAUGACUCCGUUUCCCCUGUUAAUGACAAUACCCUUGACCGUAACGCUCGCUUGCGGCCGUACAAACAUGUUAGCUAAGGGAAAGCGAACACAUGCGUUUGCUACAGCCCCCGCAGCCCCCCCCCCCUCCCCCCUUUCGGUCCAUCUCUUCUGUUCCUGCUCGUCAUGUCAAGUUAGACGCUUUCUCCCUGGCGUAUGACGUACAAAAACCAAUAAACGGCUGCGAAAGAGACUAUCCAAGUCUUUGCCUUGAGGGCACAUCAAACAAAUCAGACUCGAAACAGUCUACAUCUGUAUUUACGCGAGUGAUUAUACCUGUUUUUUUUUCGUUCAGGUGUUUUACUUAGUAUUGCGGACGCAUUUGCCGCGGCACGAGCAUCGUUAGAUCUGGGAUUAAAAGUUACUGAAUGUCGAUUAGACAGGUGAGUCAUUUCCAGUGAUCUCGUUCGAGCCUAUAUGUGAAAAAUCCAUUUCACGUUCGCUCUCAUCUUGCAUUUCGUGUUCCACGUUCGGUGACUCAAACCUUUCGAAGUUGAAGCUCAUCGCCUUUGCGUGCCCAAACUUCGGAACACCAGUCCAGUUGGGUCUAUUUCGUGUCUUCGUUUGUUCUUGACUAUUUUUGUCGAUAUUCAGGAAGAAGACCAAGAUUGCACCCGGUGUGAUUCAAAUUUCGUCCAAGUCUCGCUUAAGUACCUGGUCCAAACCAUACAUCAAGCCGAGAAGUAAAUCAUUUGUUCAUGACAGUAAAGACGACUUUUCCCUCGCUUCCUUUCGCCGUACCAGACUUGGAAGUUUACCUACAUCUUUCUCGGACUCGUGCCUUGCCAAGAGAGGACUAAAUGACGAGGAAGAGUUUAACAUUUCUAGUGCCAGUGCACCGCAGAGCUGUUCCAGCGGCUCGGGGAGUGAGGACGACGAUAAAACGUCUGGAGAAACUGACCCUAUGGAUUAUUAUGACCCAGAGGUCAGUCUUGUUCUAAAUUCUCAAAAAACACGCCAGCCAAUGGGAGGACAAAAAUAUUAUCUUAAAUGGUAAUCUACUCUGCAUGGUGUUAAAAGUUUCAUGCCUGAGGUCUGGCAGCGAAGUUCUUUCUCCCUAUCCCGUUUUUUUUUUUAAUCCUAGAUAACCAGGUAACAGACUACUUUUAUCAUUUUAAUCAUUCCAAUCUUACACAAUGUUGUAUCUCGGUAAGGCCAAAAUGUAUUCCGACUGUAACUUUAUCUCCUGCUUUCAAGCGAUGAAAACAAACUGAAAAAUUAGAAAUACUGGCGUGUACGCUCUUGAUGCAUGAUUAACCAAAUAUGUCGUAGCAAAACCAAAAGAAAAAAGGGAAAUAAAACAAAGCAUAGUAAUUUAACUCUUUUACUUACAGGCUGACGGUUCCUCUCAGAAGGAAGUUGCUGACCCGAAAAUCAAAAGUGAGGUCGCUGAAAGUGAAGCGACGAUAUCGCCGACGAGUGAAAACGGAAGUCACCAAACAGAAAAUGAAGACGAAGACUCAUCGGCUAAAGGGGAAAGAUGUGAAACAGAGGUCUUGAACAAUGAAGACAAAUCAUUAACGGAAGCCACGUUUGUUGUUGGUGACGACACAAAGAACGAAGAAGAAGAAGAUGAGAUAGAAGAAGUAGAAGAAGAAGAAGCGCAGAGAGCUGUAAGGCCAACUAGUCAAGGUGAGGAAGGAGGAAGCGUCUUCACAGAGAAUCCUUUAGCAGGAUUUGACGGUAUCGUCGAGGGAGGAGCGAAAAGUGAGGGGUUUCACCUGACAGAUGUGAAAGGAAAUGAUUUGACUGGUUUAGAAAGGGAGGAAAUAAUCGGUAUAAAAGAUCAGCUUGAUCCAAUUGAACAAGGUGAAAUUACGAACGGUUAUGUAUCACAGGCCAAUGAUGAAGAGAAUGACGAUGCUAAUGCAUCAGCAGUGAUAAGUGAAGGAAGUCAUCCUUUGCAGGAGAAGGAAUAUGAAUCACUUGGACCGAGAACAAAGGAAAUAGCGAGUAGCAAGAACCAAUUGAUUCAAAAUGAGCCAAGUAAACUAACAAAUGAAUCUGAAGAUAAGGGAGAAGACUUUGUAGAACAUGUCAACAGCUCCAAGAAAAGCGUCAUUGGGCGAGAAAAUGUGACUGAGUUAAAACAGGCUAAUGGAGAGGUCCAAGCGGAAGGGUGCGAAGCUAACAUUGAAGGACUCCAAGUCAGCUACCACGGCUCGGGGUCACAGUUAAAAUUCGGCCAUAGCCACUCCAGCGUGGAGUUGGGAAGGAUGGCGUCCACCGAAGGAGAGGGUAAUGGCGAAAAGAGCCCGGAACGAAGGCGCAUCGGGGCUCGGUUUCGGAAUAUUUCAGUUGGAAACCGCGUUCCGAAAAUGAACAUAUUCGCCACUGCGCAGGCGCGAGGGCGGACUCUAAUUCCUGAGCUGCGGAACAAGUUGUCGUCGUUUUCUCAGCAGGUUCGCUCACGGUCACCGCGGCUAAACCCCAAGCCCCGACAGAGCUCAGACAGUGAAUCGAAUAGUAAUAAAAAACAAACAAGAAAGAAAUGCCGCACUCGAAUUAUUGAAUUAUGA